GCGGGGUGAGCGGAGCCGCAGAAGACUUGGUCCGGGAGCGUCCUGGCACUACCAGGUCUUAUAGGGCUGCAGCACGACAACUCCUCAGGCUGCCCUCAGAGGAGAGGAGAGGAGAGGAGAGGGGGGGAGAGGGUCACCCCUGGUGCUCUGUAUUGACCUCUAGCGCCUCCAGCCAGCCAUGGACGACAGCUCCUCACUGGGAAAAGUGAGCGGCUCCACUGAGUCUGUAGCCACCGUAACCAGUGAGGAGUUUGUUCUGGUUCAGCCCGGCGGUGCCGGCUCAUCUCCAGGCUCCGAGAGCAAGCCCAGGCUAAAGAUGUCGUUGAACGGUAGUGACCAGCUGGAGAAGGCUAUGGAGGAGGUGUUGGAGGAUGAAGAUGGGGUGAAUGAGGAGAAGAGCAGUUUGGAGGACAUGGAGAAGCAGAAGAAGCCUGGGGCUCCUGGGGCCCAACUACAGGGCAUGCUGCUGGAUUCCAGUCCACCCGAGGUGUCAGCAGGCCAAGCUUUGUCCAGCCCGGUGAUGCCAGAGGAGGACAAUGUCCAGUUCUCCAAGCUGUCCUACCUGGGCUGUACCUGGGUCAAAGCCCCCCGCAACGAGCCCGAGGCCCAGAGAGCCAUGGCCACCCUGCGGGCCGAGAGCGCCGUCCCCAUCCCCGUCACCUUGCACGUACCCAACAGCCCUGAGGGCUGCGUCAGGAUCAUGGACCAGGCCACGGGGACAGAGAUCGCCUCCUUCCCCAUCUACAAGGUGUUGUUCUGCGCCCGUGGCAGGGAGGGUUCUCCGGAGAGUGACUGUUUCUGCUUCACUGAGAGCUACCGCAGCUCCGAGGACUUCCAGAUUCACGUCUUCUCCUGCCACAUCAAGGAAGCUGUGAGUCGAAUUCUCUACAGUUUCUCCACGGCAUUCCGCCGUUCCUCUCGUCCGGCUCCAGAUGUCAGAGAUUCUGCUCUGACCUCUACCACUAACAGUGACCUCUACACCUUUGCUGUCUCCCUGGAGGUCAAAGAGGAUGAUGGCAAAGGCAACUAUAGCCCCGUUCCAAAGGACCGAGACAAGUUCUACUUUAAACUGCGGCAGAGUGUUCAGAAGAAAGUGGUGGUUUCAGUUCAACAGAUGUGCAACAAGGAGCUGCACAUUGAGAGAUGUUUUGGGAUGCUGCUGAGUCCAGGUCAGAAGGUCAGAAACAGUGACAUGCAUCUCCUGGAUAUGGAGUCAAUGGGGAAGAGCUCAGAUGGGAAGGCCUACAUAAUCACAGGAACCUGGAAUCCCAACAUGGCCACCUUCCAGGCGCUGAACGAGGACACGCCCAAAGAUAAACAGGUGUAUAUGACAGUGGCAGUGGACCUGGUGGUGACUGAGGUGUUGGAGCCAGUCCGUUUCCUGAUGGAGGCCCUGGUCCGAGUCUACCCCUCCAACCAGCGCUUCUGGUACUUCAGCCGGAAGAGUUUCAGUGAGACCUUCUACCUGAUGCUCAGACAGCAGGGCACAGAGAAGGGAUCUCUGGAUGAAGCCGUGUAUGAGGUGGUCAGUCUCCAGAGAGAGGCAGAGAGGAGCAACGGAGGGAGAGAAGGGACCUCCCCUGAGGAAGAGGAGGCUGAGGAAGACAGCGACAGUGAGAUCUCAAGCGGCACAGGAGACGUGUCCAAGGAGUGUCCAGAGAAGAUUCUGGAGUCAUGGGGGGGAAUCCUGAAUAGAUGGCAUGGAAACCUGUCCACGCGACCAAAGGGCCUGUCCUCUCUGGUAAAGCCAGGGGUCCCUGAAGCUCUUAGGGCCGAGGUUUGGCAGCUGCUUUCUGGUUGCCACAGCGACCAACACCUGCUGGAAUGUUACCGGAUCCUCAUCACCAAGGUGACAGAACAUGCCUGCAGGGGUCCCAUCAGUACCCAUCAAUAUCCCUCAGUAACCAUCAAUAUCCAUCAAUACCCAUCAAUAUCCAUCAGUACCCAUCAAUAUCCAUCAAUACCUACAUCCCUGCCUUCAGUAUCAAUAACCCUCAAUACAGUGUCCGUGACUUCAGUAUCAGACUCAGUCCAGGAGGGCGUGAUCACCAGAGACAUCCACAGAACUUUCCCUGCACAUGACUACUUCAAAGACUCUGAUGGAGACGGACAGGACGCUCUUUAUAAGAUCUGCAAGGCCUAUUCUGUCUAUGAUGAAGAGAUUGGGUAUUGUCAGGGUCAAUCCUUCCUUGCUGCUGUACUUCUGCUACACAUGCCUGAGGAGCAAGCCUUCUGCGUGUUGGUGAAGAUCAUGUAUGAUUAUGGACUCCGAGAUCUCUACAAAAACAACUUCGAGAAUCUCCAUUGCAAGUUCUACCAGCUGGAGAGACUGCUGCAGGAACAGCUCCCAGACCUGUGGGCCCAUUUCCAGGAUCUGAACCUGGAGGCACACAUGUACGCCUCCCAGUGGUUCCUCACGCUCUUCACUGCCAAGUUCCCCCUCUGCAUGGUGUUCCACAUUACAGACCUGCUGCUGUGUGAGGGUCUCAACAUUAUAUUCAACGUAUCCCUCGCCCUCCUUAAGACUUCUAAAGAGGACCUCCUGCAGGCGGACUUCGAAGGUGCGCUAAAGUUCUUUAGAGUCCAGUUGCCAAAGCGCUACAGAGCUGCUGAGAACGCACGCAGACUAAUGGAGCAGGCUUGUAAUAUUAAGGUUCCCACAAAGAAACUGAAGAAGUUUGAGAAGGAAUACCAGACACUGAGGGAGAGCCAGCUCCAACAAGAGGACCCCAUAGACCGCUACCAGAGGGAGAAUCGGCGUUUGCAGGAGGCCAGCAUGCGACUGGAACAGGAGAACGAUGACCUGGCCCAUGAGCUGGUGACCAGUAAGAUCGCCCUGCGUAGCGACCUGGACCAGGCAGAGGAUAAGGCUGAUGUUUUGAACAAGGAGUUGCUGAACACCAAACAACGUCUGGUGGAGACGGAGGAGGAGAAGAGGAGGCAGGAGGAGGAGACGGCGCAGCUUAAAGAGGUGUUUCGAAGAGAACUGGAGAAGGCGGAGUCAGAGAUAAAAAAAACCACCGCCAUCAUAACAGAAUACAAGCAGAUCUGCUCCCAGCUCAGCAGCCGGUUGGAGAAACAGCAGGCAGACACCAACGAGGAACUGGACAUUGUCAGGGGGAAGGUGAUGUCCUGUGAGAGCUGCAGGGAGAUGUUCAGCUCAGAGGGGCCCCUGCAGUGUGUGGCCCCCGGUGGGGAAGAGGGGGGGACCAGCAAGCGGCGGGACGAGGAGAAGGAGGUGCUCAGAGGGCAGCUGAGAGAACUUGAGCUGGAACUCGCCCAAACCAAACUGCAGCUGGUGGAAGCCAAGUGUAAAAUCCAGGAGUUGGAGCACCAGAGGGGCAUCCUGAUGACAGAGAUCCAGGCUGCCAAGAACUGGUGGUUCAGCAAAACGCUGGGCUCCCUGAAGAGCUCCACCACCGGUAGUGGCUCUCAGUCCCAGACACCCUCCUCCCCGAAGGAAGGCCCUGCCUAGUCCCCCUGUACAACGCCAACCACCGCUCAGUCGUUCCACUAGAGGGCGACGUGAAGAAUGCAGUUUUCCUUUUCCCACUACGUGCAGGAGGUAUGAGGGGCAGGACUAGCUGGCCUGUUUGACUAUGAAUGGCUGAAAAUUAAUGGGCAGGGCUUACGCCAGCCUCAGUCCAGGACAAGCUUCUUCACGCUCACAAGCUCUGCCCACUACGCUUAUGGACCAAGCACCUGUCAAUCACUUGUGUUUCAGUUUGAUUAGACUUAAAUGUCGCCUGUGAGCUCUUGCUGGUGGGUUGUCAUGGAGGUUCGAUGGCUGAUCGGCUGCUCUUCACUCCUGCUGUGGUUUAGGAAGAUGACACAACACACAGGAACAACCCUCAUGAGACAAACUCUCGACAUCUCCUCCCCCUUGUGGCCAAACAGUGUUGUUGCUGAGUGGUAGCCAUCUAGCUGUGGAAAGGAAGUGACCCUACUGGCUCUCCGUCACAGAGAAGCACCAGCUUCUGAAAGGGGAAACUGCAUUCAACAUAGAAAUCUUAUAUUUCUUAUGGUAACAAGUGGUCAUAUCUAUAACAAAUUAAUCUUUUUUUAAUCUUGUACAGUUUAAAAGGCAAAAAGCUCUUUUUCUUUGUUAAAUUUCUUUUUUUUUACUUUUUGGAAGUUGGUUAUUGUUUCUGUAGAUGUUGACAUAAUGAAGCAGUGUUGGAAGGUUCUGGUCAAGUCCAAAUGCUGAAGCAUUGCACACCCCAACCAAUAACCCCAACACCCCCCAAACCUCCAAACCCUCAGCUACGGACCCCCGGAUCGCCACCGUACAUUUCAGAUCUCAGUGAGAGCGUCAUUGAGCUGGGAAGGUGUUUAGCUGCUGUCCUGCAAUUACAGAGUCGGACUAAGCCGACCUGAUCCUUCUGGCUUCAUAUCUGAUCAUUUAGAAAUACCCAGUCAGCAUCAUCUCGCGCCACACCUGGGAGAACUCACUCUGUGUUGUAUGAAUAGUCCUGUGUAGCUGCAUGCUAGCUUGUUUUGUGUAAGUGGGGCUGAUGUGGUCCUUCGUGAGAUGUUUGGUGAUGUCAUGAGGUUAGUCACACUUCCAGAAACCAUCUUAGGAGAACACCCAGGAGAUGACAGCUGAAGUUGGACCAUGGCCAUGUCUUAACUCCAGGUCUAUAAAUCAUUGACUGUGAGAGUAAGGUUGUCAUGGCAACGACCACAUCGAGGAUGCCAUAGAAUCAGCCUUAUCUGUAGAAAAGCACAAUUUUUCAUCAGUAAGACAAAGUUCUACAACUGCACCACAACAGCCAUGACAGUUAAUAUGCGCAGCUGCCGACACUGAGCACACACGACUCCAAAACUAGAAACCGACACAAGCCUUUGGACUUGGACCAGGACCGCGUGUACAUGUACGUGUAUGUG
Molecule: messenger RNA, 4887 nt
Organism: Lampris incognitus (smalleye Pacific opah)
Lineage: Eukaryota; Metazoa; Chordata; Actinopteri; Lampriformes; Lampridae
Gene: rabgap1l
Product: RAB GTPase activating protein 1-like
Exons: 27
Coding region: 179-3475 (1098 amino acids)
Source: RefSeq, a predicted model, not a curated record